Messenger RNA from Haemorhous mexicanus (house finch), 1773 nucleotides. It is a transcript of the gene XRCC1, whose product is annotated as X-ray repair cross complementing 1. The record is from RefSeq and is a predicted model, not a curated record. Gene Ontology annotation, molecular function: damaged DNA binding. Gene Ontology annotation, biological process: single strand break repair; base-excision repair. NCBI's taxonomy places the organism in Eukaryota, Metazoa, Chordata, Aves, Passeriformes, Fringillidae. Gene Ontology annotation, cellular component: nucleus.
AUGCGGGGUUUCCGGUGGAGCCGUGAGGCGGCGGGGGCGGCCAUGGCGGAGAUUCCGUUCACACGGGUGGUGUCGGUGACCAGCGCGGAUCCGCGCCACCCGGCGGAGAAUCUGCUGCGGCCCGAAGAUGGCGGGAAGUGGAGGGGAGCGGCGGCGGGGGAGAAACAGCUGAGUGUGGUGCUGGAGCUGGGCGACUCCCGGCCCAUCCACUCCCUGCACGUCGGCAACGACGGCGCCGCCUUCGUGGAGGUGCUGCUGGGCUGCUCGGCCGGGGGCGACUUCCAGGUCUGCUGCCCCUGCGCGGCGCUGAUGUCGCCCAGCGAGAGCCGGGAGGGGGCGGGGCCAAGCCGGGUGCGGUUCUUCGGGCCCGAGGCAUUGGUCAAACGUCCGGCCACGCCCACGGCCAGGUGUGACCGCCUGCAGGUGGUGCUGAGCCAGCCCUACUGCCAGAGCCGCCCCUACGGCCUCGCUUUCAUCCGAGCGUUCGCUGCCCCCCGAGAAGGGCGAGGACCCGCCCCCGGCCCCGGUGGAGUUCGCCGCCUGGGUCCCUUCACGCUGCGGGAGGAGGGGGAGGGGAGCCCCCGGCGCCCCCCCGGGGCCCUGUUCUACCAGCGCCCCUCCCCCACCCCAGCCCCCGCCCAGCCCCCCCCCGGGCCCAGCUACGCCAUGGCCGCCCUGCAGGAGAGCAGCAGUGACGUCACUCAGCCCCCCAAGCGCCGCCUCCCCUCCCCCACCAGCACCAACGGCACCCCCCACCCCAAAAAACCCAAACAGACCCCCCCGAAAAACCCCAAAACCCCCCCGAAAAAAACACCUGGACCCCGCCCCCCAAACCCGGGUGGGCGUGGCCCCGACUCGGGGGGCGGGGCUCCCAUCUUGGGGGGCGUGGUGCUGGCCCUGAGCGGGUUCCAGAACCCUCUGCGGGGUCACCUGAGGGCGGCGGCCACGGCCCUGGGGGCGGAGUACCGGCCGGACUGGACACCUGAGUGCACUCACCUGGUGUGCGCCUUCCCGAGGACGCCGAAAGCGGCGCGGGCGCGGCAGAGGGGCGGGGUCGUGGUGGGAGCCAGGUGGAUUUGGGAGUGUCAGAAGCAGGGCAGGAGGCUGAGCUGCGGGCCGUAUCUCCUGGAUGGCUCCGCCUCCUCUGAAAGCGAGGGGGAGGAGCCUGAGGAUGCCCCGCCCCCUUCACGCCCCUCCCCCAAGGUAAAGAAAGGGGCGGGGCCUCCUCAGCUGGACGCGCCCAGGACUCCUCCCCCUGCAGCGCCGGCCACGCCCCCUGAGUCAGGUGGCAGCGAGGGCCAAUCAGAGGACACCGACCCCUACGGCGGCUCCACCGAGGAGAACAGCGAGGACGAGGAGGGGGCGGGGCCGCCCAUCCCCCCCCUGCCCGAUUUUUUUGAGGACAAAAAAUUCUUUUUGCACGGCGACUUCCCGGAGGGGGAGGGGCGGCGGCUGCGGCGGCUGGUGGUGGCGUUCGGGGGCUCCCUGGCUCCCUACAUGGACGAGUCGGUGACGCACGUGGUGACAUCACAGGACUGGGACCCCGCCUUCGAAGAGGCGCUGGAGCUCCGCCCCUCGCUGGUGUUCGUGCGUCCCCAUUGGCUGCUGCUCUGCGGGGAGCGACAGCGCCCCCUGCCGGCCCAGCCCUACCUGGUGACGUCAGCGAUGACGUCAUCAUCGCGGCAGUGACGUCCUCGGCAAGGACACGCCUCCCCCGCUAAGCCACGCCCCUUUUGUUGAGGUCAAAUAAAGCGCAUUUGGGUAGAGAUGAAA